AUGUUUCGCUCUGCACUGGACACGUCCAUCAUCUCGACCGCCAUCCCCAGGAUUACAUAUCAAUUCGGCACAGUCAAGGACGUGGGCUGGUACGGAUCGGCCUACCCUAUCACAAAUGCCGCUUUUCAAUCAACGUUGGGCAAACCUUACAAGGACUUCCCGUUCAAAUGGACCAUCUUGCUCACCGUGUCCAUUUUCGAGCUGGGCAAUGUGAUAUGUGCUGUGGCUCACAGCAGCUCAGUCUUGAUCUUGGGCAAGGUCAUUGCUGGAAUGGGCGGUGCAGGAGCCAUGACGGGAGCAUUCAUCAUUAUCGCCUUCAGUGCCAAACCACAGUAUAGAUGA
Fonsecaea erecta is the source of this 342-nucleotide messenger RNA. RefSeq lists its product as hypothetical. Bases 1 to 342 code for a protein of 113 amino acids. The record is from RefSeq and is a predicted model, not a curated record. NCBI's taxonomy places the organism in Eukaryota, Fungi, Ascomycota, Eurotiomycetes, Chaetothyriales, Herpotrichiellaceae. Gene Ontology annotation, molecular function: transmembrane transporter activity. The transcript is spliced from 2 exons. Gene Ontology annotation, biological process: transmembrane transport.